CGUUUGAAGUUGGCUAAUAGUUGCAACCGAAAAAUUUGAAAUAGGUAUCUGCUUCCGCAUUAUGCGUGAAUGUUGUUUACAGUGAUAAGUAAGAUCAAGUUUAGUAUCACUAAUCUAACAUCGAUAGGAGGUGAGUGUAAUAAAUAAUUCAUCAACUUCACUUAACGUCAAAGACGAAUCUUGCAAUGUUUUGAAUUAUCUGACGUACUCAAAUUAUAACAUAUCAAAGUCGGGGAUAGUCGCCUAUCGCCGCAACACGUGCAAUUUAUGCGCACAAAUUUGAAGACACAUGGUGGAUAACACUCACCAACAAUGAAAAGAACAUUAUUUAUAUAUUCAUAAAAACUAUAAUUACACGCACUUACACAAGCCCAUAGUAUAUUCCAGAAUUCGAAAAUGCAGUCCAGUCCUUUGGGAAGGGGUCGGGGAGUGAUCCGUGAAAUGACUUCUACCAAUUGCUCAUGCUGUCGCCCCUACAGCCAUAUUCUCUGUAAGGCCUGUGGAUUUGUAGGCUGGGGAAGGAUUAAGUCGAACUGCCCAAAACACCGCCAGACGGUGUUCCUUAUUGACAUAUCCCAGUGUCCCCAUUGUACAGCUUAUGGAUUCAUGAUGGAAGAGUUCUAGGUAUAUGCUGCUACGCUAUUCUUUAGCCUUAAGAAACACCCUACAAUAUUUCAUAUUCUCAACAGCUUGAAUACCACAAACUCAUGUUCCCUGGCUCAGUUUCACACAAAAAGAAAUGUCUGAUGAAAUCUUUAAAAGAACUUGAAUCAUCUCUUCAAAGAUCUGGCUGGAUCUGAAAUACCUAAUAGGUUUACUUUCUGAACUAUAAUAGCUAGGGAAAUUGAGAAGCUGUAUUCGUACUCUAUUAAGUUGA
Messenger RNA from Athalia rosae (coleseed sawfly), 877 nucleotides. RefSeq lists its product as uncharacterized. The transcript has 2 exons. Lineage: Eukaryota; Metazoa; Arthropoda; Insecta; Hymenoptera; Athaliidae. The coding region runs from base 397 to 624 and encodes 75 amino acids. The record is from RefSeq and is a predicted model, not a curated record.